UCCGGAGGCGGGCGGGGCCGCGCCCCCGUCGCCGUGGCAGCGCGGAAGCGGAAGCCGCGGGCGAGCCAUGAGCAAGCGCAAGGCGCCGCAGGAGAACCCCAACGGGGGCAUCACGGACUUCCUGACCGAAUUGGCAAACUAUGAGAGGAAUGUAAAUAGAGCCAUCCACAAGUAUAAUGCCUACAGGAAAGCAGCAUCUGUAAUAGCCAAGUACCCAAGCAAGAUACAAAGCGGGGCGGAAGCAAAGAAACUGGAUGGCGUAGGAGCUAAAAUUGCUGAAAAGAUUGAUGAGUUUCUGUCUACUGGAAAAUUACGUAAGCUAGAAAAGAUUCGGCAGGAUGAUACGAGCUCUUCCAUCAAUUUCCUCACCAGAGUUAGUGGAAUAGGUCCAGCUGCUGCCAGGAAACUAGUGGAUGAAGGCAUUAAAACGCUGGAUGAUCUGAGGAAAAAUGAACAUAAACUGAACCAUCAUCAGCGAAUUGGGUUAAAGUAUUUUGAAGACUUUGAGAAAAGAAUUCCUAGGAAGGAGAUGCUGGAGAUGCAGGAAAUUGUAGUUAAUGUGAUAAAGGAAGUGGAUUCCAAGUACAUUGCGACGGUGUGUGGCAGCUUCCGCCGAGGUGCAGAAUCAAGUGGAGAUAUGGAUAUCCUCUUGACUCAUCCAGAUUUCACUUCUGAUUCUGCCAAGCAGCCAAAGCUUUUGCAUCAAGUUGUGGAGCAACUGGAAAAAGUCCACUUCAUCACAGACACACUGUCGAAGGGAGACACCAAAUUCAUGGGUGUGUGCAGACUCCCAAGCAAAGAUGAGGAAACUGACUAUCCCUACAGGAGAAUUGAUAUCAGGUUGAUUCCGAAGGAUCAGUAUUACUGCGGAGUCCUCUACUUCACGGGCAGUGACCUGUUCAACAAGAACAUGCGAGUGCACGCCUUGGAAAUGGGCUUCACCCUGAAUGAGUACACAAUCCGGCCCUUGGGCGUCACCGGGGUGGCUGGGGAGCCCCUCCCUGUGGACAGCGAGGAGGACAUCUUCGACUACAUCCAGUGGAAGUAUCGUGAGCCGAAGGAGCGGAGCGAGUAACUUUCUUGGUUGCACCAGUACGGAACCGUAACUUAUUGCUUGCGCGCGUUCUCACUGUGGGGGCGGGGGCUGUGGCUGUUUCUGGGCUUCGGAGCCGCAGACCAGGAUGCCUGCUGCAGCAACGAGAGGGCCGCGUUUGUGCUUUCGUGGGUUUCUUUACAGAAGGGAUGAGAACCUCCCCUUCCCCUUUGCAUUAUGCCUUGGGUGUGACUUCUCUCCGUUUUAAUAUGCCGUGUUGCUGCAUCCUUGAAAUAAAUGGGUGGUGAAGGGCUCUUCCACACAGCUGCCUGGGUCGGAGCCCUCCUUGGGUGGGCGUUGUCUGGCCCCUCUUCCAAGGGGUGCCCCUGCUGUGCUGGGCCUGCGCAGAAGGAAGCUCCGCCUGCUUGGGCCUGUGCAGCACUUCAAGAUCUUACAGGAACCCACAGAGCACUCUGGCUUCUUACAGGAACCCACAGAGCACUCUGGCUAGGGGUGGCUAGAAGGAGAGGCCCUUGGGUUGGGCUCGCAGCUGGGGGACUGGUUCUGGCCCCACUCAGGCACCGAGCUCACUGGGCAACUUUGGCCAGUCACUGACCCGCGGCCCGACCUGCCUCACAGGGUUGUUGCUGGGAGGAUGAGGGUGAGAGAAGGAAGGGGGUUGUGUAAGCUCUCUUGAGAUCCGUGAAGGGGAGAGGUGGGAUAUGAAUGCAAUUGAUUAUAGUGGUGUUGGUAUGAAGAGAUUAAAUUGAAAAGAGCACAGUAAAUACUCCUAGCACACUGAA
Varanus komodoensis (Komodo dragon) is the source of this 1836-nucleotide messenger RNA. It is a transcript of the gene POLB, whose product is annotated as DNA polymerase beta. Gene Ontology annotation, molecular function: DNA-directed DNA polymerase activity; DNA binding. Gene Ontology annotation, biological process: double-strand break repair via nonhomologous end joining. The transcript has 14 exons. Gene Ontology annotation, cellular component: nucleus. The record is from RefSeq and is a predicted model, not a curated record. NCBI's taxonomy places the organism in Eukaryota, Metazoa, Chordata, Lepidosauria, Squamata, Varanidae. The coding region runs from base 68 to 1075 and encodes 335 amino acids.